This is a messenger RNA of Coregonus clupeaformis (lake whitefish), 2214 nucleotides long. RefSeq names its product bone morphogenetic protein 3 (gene bmp3). Lineage: Eukaryota; Metazoa; Chordata; Actinopteri; Salmoniformes; Salmonidae. The coding region runs from base 234 to 1682 and encodes 482 amino acids. The transcript is spliced from 3 exons. Gene Ontology annotation, cellular component: extracellular region. Gene Ontology annotation, biological process: BMP signaling pathway; SMAD protein signal transduction. The record is from RefSeq and is a predicted model, not a curated record. Gene Ontology annotation, molecular function: growth factor activity; cytokine activity.
UGCAGGAGCACAGCGCUUCUAUUCUAACACCUCUUCUUUCUUUCUUUUUUUCUUCCUUUUAGUGAGGGUCGAGUUUUUCAGGUGAUUAUUUUUUUUGAAAACACUGGUCGAAUCUCCAGGUGAUGCCACCCAUUUUCACAGAUAAGAGGACCUGGGACACGCGCUCUGAGUGGGAGAUUUUGACCAGCAAGUUCUUCUGACUGAAAGUGUCCACCACUAUUCUCACUGGGAACAUGGCUCUCUGUCCGCAGUUACUGCUGCUGCUCGGGUGGAGCUAUCUAUUCGGUGGAUAUUGCACGAUGUUGAAAGAUCAUUUCACUGGUUUGAAAAGAAAAGGUGAAUCAGGGCACUCAGGUGCCCCCCGUGGGAACAAAGACCGCUCAGAGAAGGAAGACCUGCUUUUACAGGAUACUAUGACGGAACACAUGCAGAUGCUUUACGACAAAUACAACCGUGCAGGAUUUCCUUUCAAGGAGGGGAAUACCGUCCGCAGCUUUAAAGCGCACUGGGGCACCAUCAACAACCAGCAGCUCCAGAUCUUCAACCUGACGUCUCUCACCAAGUCCGAGGCCGUCCUGUCGGCUGUGCUCCACUACUACAUAGGAGACCUCCCGAACAGCAUCCAGCACCCUGGCUGCAGCAGCAGCACCAGGCACAGGAGCUGUGGAGCCCCCUCCCCGUCCCGCCACGGCCCCAGGAAACACAGCCACGUCCAGAUGGGUGUCUGGAGCUUCGCCUCAGUGGAUAACCACACCAGGGCUUUGGGCCACUUUGUGAUCAACGUGUCUACACUAUACAGGGACUUCAUCUCUUGGCAGUGGAAGGACAUCACCCGGGUGGUGAACCAAGCCAAGUAUCAUGAUGAGCUGCUGAUCGGGAUAGACGUGGCAUCACAGCCUGGACCCAGGCCCUGGAAGAAGCUCCUCUCAGACCGCUCUCCAUACAUCCUGGUCUACGCCAACGACUCGGCCAUCUCCGAGCCCCAGAGUGUGGUGUCGACACUACAGAGGCAUCAAACGACGACGGCGGCUGGAGAACGGCCGCUCGCCUCGGGCUUCCAUAGACUGGGGCUGCACGCUCGGAACAACACCGCCGCGCAACCACAGGCGCCUCCUCACAGACGCCGGCGCUCUGCUAGCGUCCUCCUCCCGCUCCAGAACAACGAAUUACCGGGGCCGGAGUACCCGUAUGAGACGACGGGCUGGGACGAGAACGGCCCCUACGAACCGCUGGAGAACAAGCCAGUCCGUCGGCCGAGGAAAAAGACGCGCGGCAAGAGCCAGAGGCACGACGGUAAAAUGCCCCUGCUGCAGUUUGACGAGCAGACGAUAAAGAAGUCUCGUAGGAAGCAGUGGAACGAACCACGGAACUGCGCUCGCCGCUACCUGAAGGUGGACUUUGCAGACAUUGGCUGGAACGAGUGGAUUAUAUCUCCCAAGGCUUUUGACGCCUACUACUGUUCAGGGUCAUGCCAGUUCCCCAUGCCUAAGUCUCUGAAGCCCAGUAACCACGCCACCAUCCAGAGCAUUGUGAGAGCGGUGGGGGUGGUGUCUGGUAUCCCUGAGCCCUGCUGUGUCCCAGACAAGAUGUCUUCCCUCUCCAUCCUCUUCUUCGACGAGGACAAGAACGUUGUGCUCAAAGUCUACCCCAACAUGACUGUGGACUCCUGUGCCUGCAGAUAGGGACAAUUACCACACACAAACACACACACACACACACACACACACACACACACACACACACACACACACACACACACACACAUAUAGAACAAUCUCUCUGCAACAUAGCCACCUCUCAAGGAUCAAGGAUUUUCCUCUUUUGCACUGGAAGAGAGAUUAGGGAUUACAAUCUACUAUCUAAAUGGAGAUGAGAUUGUUAUUGACGAACCAUUUCAGGGAAGGACUGCUGGACCUUCCUCCUAUUGGAAGCCUGAAGUAACCUGGAAAAUAAACAGCUCACUAGUCUCAUCAUCAUCAUCACUAUCACCACCACCAUCAUCAUCAUGGCUUCUUACCUGUUUCAAUGUUUGAAUAGAAUUAAACAGCCCUUGGAGAGGAGGACCUAAUGCAGUUUGAGGUACUACCUUGAAGGGGGAGAGAAACUCCCGGAAUGAAAGACCUUCUGUGAUGCACAGUACUGUGAGCUCCAAAAGUAUUGGGACAGUGACACAUUUGUUGUUGUUUUGGCUCUGUACUCCAGCACUUUGGAUUU